AUGGCAUCAGUCUUAAGAGUUCUAUCAGCGACGAGAAGAGUUUUGGAAAUUCCGAGUAGCUCUCAGUCUCAGCGUUGUUGGCUAAGUAACCAAGCGUGCUUGCUUCGGAGGUUGAUGGAGGAACCCAAAUCGCGAAUCAAAACCCUUCUUGCUUCUGCGGCGGAGAAAGACUCUGCCUCUGAUUUUUCUUGGGAAUCACUUGUUAGUUCUCUCGCUUCUUCUUCCUCUCCUGACAAAACCCACUUGGUUCUGGAAUGGAAAUUGGAGAAGUUGCUAAAGGAGAAUGAGAGAGAUCAUGAUCGUUACUGUGAGCUGAUAUCUCUAUGUGGAAAAGUUCGGAAUCUCCCACUUGCAAUGCAAGUCUUUUCUUCUAUGGAGGCCAAUGGAGUUCAACCCACUUGUGCAGUUUUCAAUUCCCUUAUUCAUGUUUGCUUCUCUUCCGGGAAUUUGUUCACUGCUAUCAGCUUGUUUGAGAUUAUGGAGAGCUCAGAGGGACUUAAACCCAAUUCCGACACUCAUGAUGCAUUCAUGUUUGCUUUCUUAAAGUCGGGCAAAAUUGAUAUGAUGCAAGCUUGGUACUCUGCCAAGAAAUCUGCUGGCUUUGAUUCUGAUAUUCAAACCUAUCAGUCUUUGAUUUCGGGUUGUAUCAAAUUGAAAAAUUACGAGCUUGGGGAUAUGUUUUACAAAGAAAUGGUAUUUUCGGGAAUCAUGCCCAACUUGCCCAUAUUGGAGUAUAUGCUGGAAGGGCUUUGUAAGAGGAGAAGCUCUAGCCAAGUCAAAGAAUUCUUGGAGAUGGUGUGUGGUUAUGGGUGGAAGAUGAGUGGGAAAAUGGCUGAGAUGGUUGUGGGGUUGCAUAUCGAACUUGGGAAGGUGGAGCGAUUGGAGGAGCUACUCGAGACUUUAAUGGAGAGUGAUCAGACUUCGGAAGUUUUGUUGCCGGUCCACUGUGGGAUUAUAAGGAUGUUCGCCAUGUUGGAUAGAUUAGAUGAUGUAGAGUACUCUGUGGGUAGAAUGUUGAAACAAGGAUUGUCAUUUAAACAUCCGGAUGAUGUAGAAAAGGUGAUAUGCUCGUACUUCAGGCUCUCGGAGUAUGAUAGGCUGGAGUUGUUCUUGGAAUGUAUCAAGGGUUCUUAUGAACUUACAGGAUCGACUUAUGAUUUAUUGGUUGCUGGCUAUCGAAGAGCCGGGUUAUCUGACAAGUUGAGUGAUAUGAAACUAGAUGGUGGAUCUUCAUAG
Molecule: messenger RNA, 1236 nt
Organism: Rosa rugosa (rugosa rose)
Lineage: Eukaryota; Viridiplantae; Streptophyta; Magnoliopsida; Rosales; Rosaceae
Product: protein Rf1, mitochondrial-like
Exons: 2
Coding region: 1-1236 (411 amino acids)
Molecular function (GO): mRNA binding; protein binding
Source: RefSeq, a predicted model, not a curated record